CAGCCAUCGAUUACUCAUAAUCUCAUCGCAUCCAGCGGUUUGGAAUGCUCCACCUGUCCGUACCUUCUCACUCUCUAUUUUUGACUUCUCUUCCCUUUUUUACUGUUGGGUUGGUUGGUCGGUCGGUAAUUUGAUGAAGACUCCAGAACCCUAGCCAGAGAGAGUAGUGAGCAGCUAAUUUAAAGCUCCUAUCUUAAUUUGUAUUUUUCGUGGGGGUGGUUUGUCUCCAAGUUUCUUUUUAUAAUUAUUUAUGGUUUUUAUUAUUAUUUAAGCUAGCUGUUGAAUAUGGGGAACACGCAGAUUGAUGAAAGUUGGUAAACCUACACUGUGAUAGUGCCUAGCAUGAGGUCGCCACUAAGUGACACAAGUGGAUACUACUAAAUUAUAACCACAGCUCCGCAGUAAAUUACUCAAUCAAAUUUUACGUCUAUCCAUUUUGACAAUUACAACUGAGUGGACAAGAACGAGUGGUGGGGGAGUCGGUGGGUGGACGGUGGUAGUGGGCUUGGACUCGGUUUGAAUUCCACCGUAAUAAUGCCACCGGCCGGCCAAACGGUAACGAGGAAAAUGUUUUUCUUGUUUUUCCAGCGUCCAGUUGGUCGUCGAUGAACAAGGAAUAAUAAAAGUAACUAAUAAUCAAACCACAAGGAGGAAAAAAAGAAGAAGCGCCAUUAAUUAGCAUGAAAUUAAUUGCAGAAUAAUGAGAUUGGACUAGAGAUCCAUCAAAGCUUUCCCAUGGGAUCCUUGCUUUCUCGAGUUGGUCCUUUUCGGUUGCCUUUCUUUGAUCUUAUGGCUUUGCAUAGUUCCUUCUUCCCCAGGAUUUCUUCUCUUCACAGCAACGAGAAGCUUCUUCUGUGGGGGUUUUUUUUUUUUUUGGGGUUUAAAACUGUUAUUGACUCAUAUGAUAAAAACUCAAUUACACAAAUAAAGAACUAUUUCAUAUUCAUAAUAUAACAAAUUCAUAAUGAAUCCAAUUUUUUUCAAAACUUAAAAUUCUUAUUCUUUAUAUUCAACAAGCAAGCAAACGAUCCUUAAAAACUAGCCUGGUGACUAUAUAAUUAAGUGGAAGGGAGAAGAAAAAAAAAUCAUAAUGCAAAGUCACAUAACAAUUGUUGCCAAAUUGAGGUAAUUGUGGUACAAUUUUUGUGUAAAAUUCGAAUAAUUAGUCAUCAUUUGUAAUAUCAAUAUAUCUAGCAACAAAAAACCGAUUAAAUAUAUGCUUACUAGUAUGUGUAUAAGUGUAUUUAGUAAGUAAUAGUCUCUCAUUAUGUAAAUAUCCAUGUAUAAAAUAAACAAACCAUUCAUUUGACGAAUCAAGAUGGACUAAAAGUAUAAAAUCAUCACUUUUUUCUAAAGAUCAAAGCUAAAUCGUAACGAAACGAGCCACCUGAACAAUUUAUAACAUUUUUCAAAAUAUACGUCUUUCCAUCGAAUAAAUUGAGUUUAUUUUAAAUACUACAAAUGGAAAUGGCACGUUUCUGUUAAAGGAAAAUAAGUAAAUAACAGUAAGAUAUUAUCAUGAAAUCCGGAAGGGGAAAAUAAAAAAAUGAGGAAAACGAAAAUCCAAAAUCUAAAAUAAAAAAAAUAAAAAAGUCGAGUGUUCUCUCUUUCUGUCCAUAUAUACCCAAACCAUAUCCUCUGUUUUUCAUCACUCCCAUCUCUCCCGACUCCCAACCCAAACUCUCCACCUCACUCUCUCAUCCUUCCUCCGCCAGCAACUUCCCCUCUUUAAUUUCAAGUCCCCAAAACCUCAAAACACCAGCAUCAGCAAGAUGACGAAAGAAGUAGUUGGUGAAGGAGGUUCCUUCACGGCGAAGGACUACCACGACCCACCGCCGGCUCCCCUCAUCGACGCGGCGGAGCUGGGUCAGUGGUCCUUCUACAGAGCCCUAAUCGCCGAGUUCAUCGCCACCCUCCUCUUCCUCUACAUCACCGUCCUCACCGUCAUCGGCUACAAGAGCCAGGUCGACCCCAACAAGCCCGGCGUCGUCGACCCCUGCGCCGGCGUCGGCAUCCUCGGCAUCGCCUGGGCCUUCGGCGGCAUGAUCUUUGUCCUCGUCUACUGCACCGCCGGCAUCUCCGGUGGCCACAUCAACCCCGCGGUGACGUUCGGGCUGUUUCUGGCGAGGAAGGUGUCGCUGAUAAGGGCGGUGAUGUACAUGGUGGCUCAAUGCCUGGGAGCCAUUUGCGGUGUUGGGUUGGUGAAGGCGUUCCAGAAGUCUUACUACACCAGGUACGGCGGCGGGGCCAACUCUCUGAACGACGGUUACAGCACCGGCACCGGAUUGGGCGCGGAGAUCAUCGGAACUUUCGUGUUGGUUUACACCGUCUUCUCCGCCACCGACCCCAAGAGGAACGCUCGUGACUCCCAUAUCCCUGUAUUGGCACCACUCCCCAUUGGAUUUGCCGUCUUCAUGGUUCAUCUGGCUACCAUUCCCAUCACCGGCACCGGAAUCAACCCGGCCAGGAGCUUCGGAGCUGCUGUCAUCUUCAACGAAGAGAAGCCGUGGGAUGACCAUUGGAUCUUCUGGGUGGGACCCUUCAUCGGAGCUGCUCUCGCGGCUUUCUUCCACCAGUUUAUCUUGAGAGCCGGAGCUGUGAAGGCUCUUGGGUCGUUCAGGAGCAGCGCCAGUGCUGUGUAGAGCGAUCGGAUCUCCCCACAGCUUACUUUUCUGAUCGGAGUGGAAUAAUGAGUGGUGCAGAGUGCCAUCGUUGCUUGUGCUUCAGAGAGUUGAGGAGUGGUGUGGACUGUUGGAUCGAUGAAAUUAAGAUGGUGUUGACCGAGAAAGGAGUUAUAGUAGGUUGAAGCUCUUUUUAUUCUUGUCGGUUUGCUCUUCUUCUUUUUCAGUGCUAGAGGAUGGAUUGCCACAGCGUCUUUAAUUUAUUUGAUCUGGAACUCUGUGGGCUAUAUAGCUUGCCUGCGUGUAUUCGCUCUAAGAAAAACUUGAUGAAAAUGUAUUUCUUCUUCUUCUUCUGCUUCUGAUUUGCUGGAUUUCUCUGCACUUGUAAUUUAGUCCUACUUCAGGGCACUGUCCUGCUCUUCAGUUCUCAACUUCUUUAAUGCAGAUAUCGGCCUACUAGGAGUUUCUUGCCAAAUUAUCACACACACACAACUUAUCCAUUAUCGACCAAUGGAUUUUGAAACUGAUGGUUGCUAGAUGGAUUUGUGAAUGGUAUAUAAGCUGCUGCUAACAGAACACAGACCAAAAGCGACAAGUCAUAUUAUUGUAACGUGCUUGGAAUACUUCAAAUAUGGAAGCAUUGUGAAGGCCACAAAGUAAAGGACAAGAGAAACAAGUGCACGUUGAUCUGUUCUGAGGAGGGUCUUUGUAUUAGAUUUGAAGUGAAUCAGAAAGAAAGAAGAAAAAAAAUGCGCAUGCUCCUCCGCCCACAAGUUGGUACUAUUUCUCCUUUUCCCCGUUGAUAGAAGUGUGCGACCCACUCUGCUUCAAUAUUUUUUCAACUCAGUUAUCAGCCCUCUAUUUAUGUAAGAUUUUUAGUUAAUUUAGGAUGUUCGUAACCAGACUAACGAGAUCGAGUUUUUGAUGGUUGUCAGUCAUUCAUCUAUAUUUUAUCGUUAAAUACUACCUUACUAAUUUAGCAUACGAAAUACGAUAGAAGAUUUUUUUGAUCGAACAUCAGUACACUACGAUUUUUUAAUCCUUCCUUUUCUUUCUUCGAGGCAACAAACAAUGGGGCACAUUUGUCUACCUAAACUUUACUCUGUGUACCGACUUCUGACUAGGUGGUACGAAUUAAAGAACUAGGAAGCAGUGUGACUGCUAGCCGCUAGGCGUUUCAACAAAAGCACCUGGGGGAUCGGUUAGCAUGCUAACCCUUCUAAGGGGUUGGAAAAAUGAUACCCCUAUUAAUUAUAGUCAUUUUUUGUAUUAAAUUCGUGUUUCAUACUUUCAUUUAAUAAUCUCUGGAAAUUAAAAACUCAUCUUAAUUACAUUCAUUUUUUAACUAGCAUUGUACCUGUAUACUGAACUCAUAUUAAUUACGUUCCUUUUUUGGAACUACCAUUGCACUGAUACAUCUACCAUUGCACAAUACAACUACCAUUGCACUGGAAAAAGGAAAGUAAUUAAUAUGUAUGUUAAUUCAUACAAAUUAUUAAAUGUAACACAAAUUAAUUACCUUAAAAACCUAUAAUUAAUAUGAGGUGUAAUUUUUCCAACCGGGUUUUCAAAGUUCAAAUAUUUGGAUUGGUCUAGAUUUUGGGUCGGAAUUUGGACCAAAAGAAGACAAAAAAAGCCAAACUCAACGGGACCACCAGAGGAAGGGAAAGAGAUGCGCUGGGGAAGGGAAUUGUGCGCCACCCGCUCGCCUCAACCAACCCUUCCCUGCAUGUGGCACACGCUCCAGGAAUGCAGAUCCUAGCAAAUCCCUUUUAAUUGCAAGUUUGCAACCAAUCCCUUUUUUAAUUGCAUCUUACUUAAAUUGUCUCAUUCAUUAAUUAAACUUCCCAAAUUAGAGAUAAAAACAAAUUAAACAUUACAUGUGUAAUAUUCAAGUCAUUUCGAUAAAAUACGACACGUAUAUAUGACAACUGUGUUAAUUAUUAUAUUUUCAUUAUUGAUUAUGUCAUAUUUACAUAUAAUUUUUUUCCGAAUUCAAAAAAAAAUUUAUCGAAAU
Molecule: messenger RNA, 4638 nt
Organism: Linum trigynum
Lineage: Eukaryota; Viridiplantae; Streptophyta; Magnoliopsida; Malpighiales; Linaceae
Source: the annotation of a GenBank genome assembly